Messenger RNA from Lactuca saligna, 327 nucleotides. Lineage: Eukaryota; Viridiplantae; Streptophyta; Magnoliopsida; Asterales; Asteraceae. The record is from the annotation of a GenBank genome assembly.
AUGGGACUAGAGCUUUUGGCUUUCUAUUUGUUGGCAUUCAAUAAGCUCGUUGCGUUAGAAAGAAUAGGUUUGAACUCUUGUUGCAUGGUACGGCUUUCUGCAAUUGCUGCGGAAAUGGGGCAACUGCAAAAUGAGAUUGAAGAGCGCCGUAGAGUGCUAAACCUCUUUUUUAGGAGUGUGAGAACACUGGAUCCCACCUGGAAAGAAGCGCGCAUUCGCGCUGCCAGAGAGCGUAUCGAGGAUUUGGAGGGGAGGCAGCAAGCGCUGCGGGCGGAGAAGCAAGCACUCAUAGUGCAGGCUGUCACCCACGGGCACCGGGGAGACUAG